AUGUACGGACACCGAGGGGCAAUGUUGGGGAGCGGGGGGGUUUCGGACGGGUACGAGAUCGGCUCAAAGAGACCUAGAAUGAUGGAAUCAAAUCCCUACUUGGCAGUGAGCAGCGGUUCAAGUGGCUAUCAACCUUAUGGCUAUGGUAGUGCCAGUAGAUAUCAGCCUUCUGCCUUCCCCGUUGUACGUGUAAGGGGUCUUCCCUUUAAUUGCUCAGAUGUUGACAUUUUCAAGUUCUUUGCUGGGCUGGACAUUGUGGAUGUGUUCUUGGUUAACAAGGAUGGGCGAUUUUCUGGAGAAGGUUUUGUGGUCUUUGCAGGACCGAUGCAGGCAGAGCUUGCUCUUCAGAGGGAUCGACAAAACAUGGGGAGGAGGUACGUCGAAGUUUUUAGGUGCAAAAGGCAGGAGUAUUACCAUGCCAUAGCAACUGAGGUUAAUGAAGGAGCUUAUGGAAGCAUCGACUACCAUGGAACCUCAUCUCCACCUCGACGCAAGAAGUCUCCAGACAAAAAUAAUAUGGAGUAUACAGAGAUCUUGAAGUUACGCGGACUCCCGUAUUCUGUCAAAAAAUCAGAAAUUGUUAAAUUUUUUGGAGAUUUCAACAUCCCAGAUGAUAAGAUCCAGAUUGCAUUGCGAUCUGAUGGGAAAGCUACUGGAGAGGCAUAUGUGGAGUUUACCUCGGCCGAAGAGGCGAAGAAAGCAAUGUGCAAGGACAAGAUGUUGAUUGGAUCGCGAUAUGUGGAACUCUAUCCUUCAAUGCCAGAUGAAGCAAGAAGAGCUGCAACAAGAUCACGAAAGUAA
Molecule: messenger RNA, 801 nt
Organism: Fraxinus pennsylvanica
Lineage: Eukaryota; Viridiplantae; Streptophyta; Magnoliopsida; Lamiales; Oleaceae
Source: the annotation of a GenBank genome assembly